Messenger RNA from Heteronotia binoei (common prickly gecko), 2733 nucleotides. It is a transcript of the gene INPP5B, whose product is annotated as inositol polyphosphate-5-phosphatase B. The coding region runs from base 53 to 2518 and encodes 821 amino acids. Gene Ontology annotation, molecular function: inositol-1,4,5-trisphosphate 5-phosphatase activity; phosphatidylinositol-4,5-bisphosphate 5-phosphatase activity. Gene Ontology annotation, cellular component: membrane; cytosol. Gene Ontology annotation, biological process: signal transduction; phosphatidylinositol dephosphorylation. The transcript has 21 exons. Lineage: Eukaryota; Metazoa; Chordata; Lepidosauria; Squamata; Gekkonidae. The record is from RefSeq and is a predicted model, not a curated record.
CCUUGACUGUCAGUUGCACACGGUGCAGGGAAUCCUGGCUGCCGAGGAGGGCAUGGAGAGCCGACUGUUGAGCCUGGUUGAGAGCCACGGAAAGUCCAUGAUAUGCCUCUACACUCACCGGAGGAUGGCCAUCACAGCUGAGGACGUUGGCCUGGACAGGGUUCUCCUCAUCCAGGAGGGAUUUUCAGUGGAAGAAGUCACCCAGGAGAAUGACCUGCAGAUUCCAGGUUCUGAUGUUACAGUCCGGAUCACCUCAGGCAGUGCCAACUUGCUGAUGCAGCUGCCUUUCGGCUCGCACACCCAGAUGUUCCUGAAGGAGGUCAGGAAGCGCUGCAGUCCAGGGAACAAAGAUGCAACAGCAGCGGACCCAGAAUGGAGCACCAGUGAUGAUGUCAAGGUUGCCCCCAGGUACAGGCACCAGAAGAUGGUCCAUUCAUCCAGUGCGCCAGCAUCUGAGCAGACACAGGGCCUGUCCACUCGGCUGUGCAGGCCAAGAGACACCCUCAUCCAGUCUUGGCUCAAGCAGAAGGAAGCUUCAUACACACACCUCCAGAGCUUCAGGUUCUUUGUCGGGACGUAUAAUGUGAAUGGUCAGUCACCCCGAGAGAGCCUGCAGCCCUGGCUAAGCCAAGAGGGGGAGCCUCCCGAUGUUUACUGUGUGGGCUUCCAAGAGCUUGACCUGAGCAAAGAGGCCUUUUUCUUCAAUGACACACCCAAGGAAGAGGAAUGGUUCAAGGCCGUCACCGAGAGCCUUCACCCAGGAGCCAAGUAUGCCAAGGUGAAGCUUAUCCGGCUGGUUGGGAUCCUGUUGCUGCUGUACGUGAGGACUGAGCUGGCCAUGAACAUCUCCGAGGUGGAGGCCGAGACGGUCGGCACAGGCAUCAUGGGCAGAAUGGGCAACAAGGGCGGGGUUGCCAUCAGGUUCCAGUUCCACAACACCACCGUCUGCGUGCUCAAUGCUCACCUGGCAGCCCACCCUGAGGAGUACGAGCGACGGAAUCAGGAAAUCCAAGACAUCUGUGCCCGCCUGCAGUUCCACCAGCUGGAGCCCGGACGCCCACUGCUUGCCAUAAAUGGACAUGAUGUUGUCUUUUGGUUGGGAGACCUGAACUACCGACUGGAGGAGCAGGACAUGGUGCAGGUGAAGAAGCUGAUCCAGGCUCAGGACUUCCAAAUCCUUCAUCAGCAGGACCAGCUGAAGAUUCAGAUGGAUGCCAAGAUGGUCUUUGAAGGCUUCCAGGAGGGAGAGAUUUCUUUCCAGCCAACCUACAAAUACAAACCUGGCUCUAAUGACUGGGAUGACAGUGAGAAGCGUUGUGUCCCAGCCUGGUGUGACAGGAUCCUCUGGAGAGCGAAGACCGUCUCUCAGCUGAGCUACCAAAGCCACAUGGCCAUGAAGAACAGUGACCACAAGCCUGUCAGUGCGGUCUUCGACGUUGGGGUAAAGGUGGUGGAUGAGAAGUGCUAUCGCAAAGCCUUUGAGGAAAUUGCACGUUCCUUGGAUAAGAGGGAGAACGCCAGCAUCCCAUCAGUGACUCUGUCCAAAAGAGAGUUCAUUUUCAAGGAUGUGAAGUACCUACAGCUUCAAGUGGAGUUUUUCACCAUCUGUAAUGGCCCAGUUGCCUGCCAGUUUGAGUUUAUUAACAAACUGAAUGAAGACACCUAUUGCAAGCCAUGGCUGAUCGCAAAACCAAGAGAGGGCUUCCUGUUGCCAGGUUCUGAGGUAGUGAUCAAGUUGGAAUUAUUUGUGAAUAAAUCAACAGCAACAGCCUUGAACUCUGGAGAGGACAAGCUGGAGGACAUCUUGGUGCUCCACCUGGUUAGGGGAAAGGAUUAUUUCCUGUCUGUAUCGGGGAACUACUUGCCCAGCUGUUUCGGGUGCCCUAUCCAGACCCUCUGCUACAUGAAGGAGCCCAUCCGUGAGAUGUUGCCAGAGGCCAUCAGGGAGCUGACCUUGAUGCCGUUGUUGACAGACGAUGCUUUUCGGGAUGAGAAGCCCUUGGACAUCCCCAAGGAGUUGUGGAUGAUGGUGGACCACCUCUACCGCAAUGCUUGUCAACAGGAAGACCUGUUUCAACAGCCAGGUUUGAGGGCAGAGUUUGAACUGAUCCGUGACUGGUUGGAAACAGGGACCCUGGAUGUUCUUGCGCCAGUUGGCAGCAACCACUCUGUGGCUGAAGCGCUGCUGCUCUUCUUAGAGAGCCUUCCUGAGCCAGUCAUCUGCUACAAGCUGUACAGAAGCAGCCUGGAAUGUGCCAACAGCUACAAGAUGAGCAGUCAGGUUAUUUCUCUGCUGCCCAAGUGCCAUCAAAAUGUAUUCCGUUACCUGAUAGCGUUUCUGCGGGAGCUUCUGAAACACUCUGGGAAGAAUAAUUUGGAUGUGAAUAUUCUUGCUAGCAUCUUUGGAGGCCUGUUGCUGCGCCUGCCCCCAGGCCACACCAAACCAGGCACAGUUGAGAAGCAGAAGGCUCAGCAAUUUAUCCAGCAGUUUCUCUGCCAGGAAGAGGGCACAAUGUGAAGGUCAUGGACAUGCCAAGUUAUAGAUUGCUGCAAUGAUAACACUGCAUACAUUCCAGAUAUUAGAUUUGAUAGAACAUUAAUAUCUCUUCAUGCAAAUACAAGCAUGUAUUCUGGCAUACAAGUCCAGUAUGACAUACUACUUGCACAGCUGCUUGCAGGCUCAAGUAAUAAAGCAGUUUUGUUUGUGUAUUGCUGCCUCCUCGGUUAACUGAU